Messenger RNA from Paramecium octaurelia, 366 nucleotides. Lineage: Eukaryota; Ciliophora; Oligohymenophorea; Peniculida; Parameciidae. The record is from the annotation of a GenBank genome assembly.
AUGUGCAAAUACUUAAUUUAUGAUANUGAAUGUAAAUAAAAUGAUAAAAAAUUGAUUUGUGAAAUAGAUGAUCACAUUGAAGAGAUUAAUAUGUUUUGUUUUAUUCAUCAUGUAAUCAGUAAAGUAUUGAAUUGUUGCAAAUGUAUUAAGGAAGGAAAUCACAAUUCACACCAUUAAAAUUUGAAACCUAUUUCAAGUUUGAGAGAUUUCAAUGAAAAACUGAAUAAAGAAUGUGAUAACUUGAUCGAUGAUCUCAGUAAAUAGGUUGGCCUUAUAAAUAAAUAAUUUGCUAAAUUAAAGGAAGGAAUUAGAAAUAAAUUUUAGUUAUAAUCUAAAUAAUUACUUAAUCUGAAUUAUUGUCAAUGA